Ectocarpus siliculosus is the source of this 582-nucleotide messenger RNA. The record is from the annotation of a GenBank genome assembly. Lineage: Eukaryota; Phaeophyceae; Ectocarpales; Ectocarpaceae.
AUGAGACAUCUCGAGCUUCUCCUAUGGGCAAGAAACAACGGAUGCCCCUGGGAUAAGAAGACCUUGCAUGGGGCGGCUUACAACGGGCAUCUUGAGGUUUUUCAAUGGGCAAGAAGCAACGGAUGCCCCUGGGACGAGACGACUUGCAACCUGGCGGCUGACAACGGGCACCUCGAGGUCCGUCAAUGGGCAAGAAGCAUCGGAUGCCCCCGGAACAGUCUCACGUGCACCAAAGCGGUUGAGGGCGGACAUCUUGAGGUCCUUCGAUGGGCAAGAAACAACGGACGCCUCUGGGAAAAGGACACGUGCUCCAACGCGGCUCGGAAGGGGCAUCUUGAAAUCCUUCGAUGGGCAAGGAACAACGGAUGCCCGUGGGACAAGAACACGUGCUCCAAAGCGGCUUGGUCCGGAAAUCUUGAGGUCCUUCAAUGGGUUAUGGACAAUGGACGCCCCUGGGGUGAGGACACAUGCUCUCAAGCGGCUGCGAAAGGUCACGCUGGGGUCCUUCAAUGGGCAAGAAACAACGGAUGCCCCUGGUCUAGAGAUGAUUGCCCACCUUGUAGGGAGAAAACACGGGGAUGA